AGCUGGAUGGGACACGAACUGGUGCCCACAUGGGAUCCCAGGAGCGGAGUGGGAAGAUGUCCAUUUCCCACCCGUGGAGCCCCUGAGGCUGGGCUGGCAGACAGCUGCCCUUGCCCCCCACCCCUGCCCCUCUGAGGGAGCCCUAAGUACUGGCCCAGCAGGAGGAGACGCUCGGGUUCCAAUAAAGCUGUAUUGAUAAGCAGGAGGGCUGGUCUGGCGACAGAUCCCUGGUCUCUGCAGGAGGGACCUGAACGAGAACUACUCAGCCUUGGGGACUUCCUCCAGUCCUCUGUCCCCGCAAAGCACUGGGGCCCGGGGCCCUGUGAGCCCCCCUGGCUUCCCUGUCACUCCCAGGGCCGUGAAUAAAGCCAGCCCUCUUCCCACCAGGGCGGUGCCAGAGCUGCUGGGCCCUGUCACCUGGGUGCGAGGCAGGUCCACGUGUGUGGGCUGAGGCGUCUCAUGUGUGGGUGUGGGUUUGUGUCAUGUGGACUGAGGUGGCUCACGUGUGUGUCAUGUGGGCUGAGGCAGUUCACGUGUGUGUCAUGUGGGCUGAGGCAGUUCACGUGUGUGUGUAGGUUGAGGUGGUUCACGUGUGUGUUGUGGGCUGAGGCGGUUCACGUGUGUGUGUAUGGGUAUAUGACAUGGAGUGAGCCAGCUCUUGUUGGAGUUGUAUAUGUGUCUUAUGGAGCCCAGGUCAUGAUCCUGAGUGGUCUGCGUGCCCCGUGCAGCCACAGGUGGGCCUGCAGAUGUCAGGUCUGGUACUGUCCCCGCUGGGGUGUCUGCCACAGGUGUCGGGUUCCCAGGUGUCCUGGGUGAAAUCCUGCUUGGGGUCACAGCAGGGUCUGUGUCCGAGUUCAGGUGUGGCUUUGGGGAGUGUGAGGCCUUCAAAGUAGGUGCCCACUGGCCUCUGGCCCACGCGUGGCUGCCGUGAGGUAUACAUGGCUUCCUGAGGCGCAGAGCUCAUCCUGGGGCCCGUGGCGGGGAUCAGGCAGCUGUGGGUGUAGGGUGCAGGGGGCCUGCUACCUGGUGCUCAGGGUCGCCUGCUGGGUCCCCACGGGCCCUGCUGCAAGCGGGACAGGGGCCAUGCUGUCCUGCUGGCUGCGCCUCGGGACUUUACCUUGGCUGGCCUCGGGUGCGGCUGCCAGGGUGACACUCUAGCCCCUUGUGGGCCCACUUUCUGUCCCGCCAUCUCGGGGCACCUGAGAGGGCCUCACCCCAACCUCGGGUGUCCUCUCAGGCUGUGGACAGGUCUCCGACCACUGUGUCCGCAUUAGUACCUGAGGUCUCACGUGAGAGUGUGUCCCUGGCGGGGUACCCAGUGGCUCCUCAGCGUCCUUCUCCUUGCUGGAUCCCUGACCCCAGGACAGGUUUAGGCCCCGAUGGCUUGGGGUGUACGCCCGUGGCACAGCGUGUGCCCGUCCGUUUGCGUGCAGGUGGCCGGGGAGUACGGGAUGGUGCGCGUGGUGUCGGAGACAGAGGUGCUGCAGGGCAAGGAUUACUGCGUCCUCUACAAUCCGCAGUGGGCACCGCUGCCCCAUGACCUCAGCAAGGCGUCCCUCCUGCGGCUGCACGACUGGACCAGCUCGCUGCUCUGCUCGCCUGCAGACCUGCCAGCUGAUGGCUUCAGCAACCAGCUCGCCCUGGUGGCCCGCGGGAACUGCACCUUCUAUGAGAAAGUGAGGCUGGCCCAGGGCAGCGGGGCGCAAGGCCUGCUCAUCGUGAGCCGGGAGAAGCUGGUGCCCCCUGGUGGCAACAAGACACAAUACGAAGAGAUUGGCAUCCCCGUGGCCCUGCUCAGUCACAGGGACGUGCUGGACAUUUUCCGGCGCUUUGGGCACGCCGCGAGGGCGGCGCUCUACGCCCCCAAGGAGCCCGUGCUGGACUACAACCUGGUCAUCAUCUUCAUCAUGGCUGUAGGCACCGUUGCCCUCGGGGGCUACUGGGCAGGGAGUCGGGACGUGAAGAGAAGGUAUCUGAAGCAGAAGCGUGAUGAGGGGCUGGACAAGCAGGAGGACACGGUGGUGGACGUGACGCCAGUCAUGAUCUGCGUGUUCGUGGUCACGUGCUGCACCAUGCUGGUGCUGCUCUACUACUUCUACGACCAGCUGGUGUACGUCGUCAUUGGCAUCUUCUGCCUGGCCUCCUCCACUGGGCUCUACAGCUGCCUGGCACCCCUCGUGCGGAGGCUGCCCUGCUGCACGUGCAGGGUCCCCGACAACAGCCUCCCAUACCUGCGCAAGCGCCCGCAGGCCCGCAUGCUGCUACUGGCCGCGUUCUGUGUGUCCGUCAGCGUGGUGUGGGGCAUCUUCCGCAACGAGGACCAGUGGGCCUGGGUGCUGCAGGACGCCCUGGGCAUCGCCUUCUGCCUGUACAUGCUGAGGACCAUCCGCCUGCACACGUUCAAGUCUUGCACGCUCCUGUUGCUCGUGCUCUUCCUCUACGACGUCUUCUUUGUCUUCAUCACACCCUUCCUGACCAAGAGUGGGAACAGCAUUAUGGUAGAAGUGGCUACGGGACCCACAGACUCAGCCACCCACGAGAAGCUGCCCAUGGUCCUGAAGGUGCCCCGGCUGAACUCCUCGCCGCUGGCCUUGUGUGACCGGCCCUUCUCUCUCCUGGGUUUCGGAGACAUCCUGGUGCCAGGGCUGCUGGUCGCUUACUGUCACAGGUUCGACAUCCAGGUGCAGUCGUCGCGCGUCUACUUUGUGGCAUGCACCAUCGCCUACGGCGUGGGCCUUCUGGUGACGUUCGUGGCGCUGGCACUAAUGCGGCGGGGCCAGCCCGCCCUGCUCUACCUCGUGCCCUGCACGCUGGGGACGAGCUGCGUCCUGGCGCUGUGGCGCCGCGAGCUGGGUGCCUUCUGGACUGGCAGCGGCUUUGCGAAGGAUCUACCUCAGACUCCAUGGGCCCCCAGCCCCGCCGAGAGUCCCCAGCCACGCAAGGACCCGGAUGGCCCCACCUCCCCUCUGCCUCCACGGGAAGACCCCGACGGCCUUGCCCUGCCCACCUCGCAGCCUGAGGAGCCUGGGGCAGGGAGCCCUGCCCAGGAGCCCGACUGUGCCCCCACCUGCAGCCCCAGCCCCUCCACAGCUGGGGACCAGGCGCCGACCAGCCCCACAGCCCUCUCCAGCACCUCGGCCUAGAGCGGCCGGCCACGCUGAGAAGGAGGAGUCCUGACACCCCAACCAUCCCCUGGACCAAGACCUGCGCCGGGCCGCCCCCUCCCCACAUGGUGCUCACGACCCUGGCCAGGUCCCAGGCUCCAGCUCCGCCGUUCCUGCCCCCUCCCCCUCCCCUGCAGCCGCUCCUGGCUCCUGCUGGGUCAAAGCCCCUGGCACAGCUGGCACAGCUGACUCCGCCAGGCCACCCUCUCCUGGCCCUUGGCACCAGGCCCCGGGGCUAGCUGCCUCCCUGAGGCACCUGCAAGCCAGAGCUGGAGGGGCUGUGGAGCUGAUCCCCUUCAGCUAGCUGCACUGCUGGACCCAGGGCUGGGAGGCCCAAGGGUGCCAGCUGCCUCCCUUGGUUGGGGAGGGUUGCAGACAAAGCCAGGCUGAGCCCUGGGGCCUAGGAAUGCCAGCCGCCACCCAGGUUUAAUAAAACCAUCAUGGCGAAAACUGGUGAUGUAGGUUCCAUCCACUCGGUCCUGCCUGCAGUGUGGAGGGACCCCGGCCCCGCCUUCACCCCACACCUGCCAUCCGCAUGGCUUGUCCUUGCUGCCUGCCGCCCUGCUGCCCCACCCGCAGGCUGCGUGGCCCUGGCCACGGCCCAGGAGUUCCUGGGUGCCUGGCGGGCAUCGACCCCUCUACCUCACUGGCAGCCCUCGGGGCCCAGGAGACGGAAACUGCAGUGGAGCUGACAGGUGCAGCAGUCCCCUCCGUCAUUCACGGCUGCCAAGGUCAAGGUGAGAGACAUUUCCAUACACCCCCCUGUCCGUCUACGUGGGCUGCUCACCAGGAAACAGCAGCCCCAGACACCUGGAAGAACUGUCCUGUCCUCCAGCCCCAGGCGGCCGCCCCGUGGAUGCCAGGAUGAGAGACUGCGCCUUAAUCCAAGCCAUUUUCUACACCCGUGGGAGAGCAGGGGUUCCCGUGUAGGUGUGGGGACUUUGCCCCUCACCGGGCAUUUGUAUGUUUGCCUCUGUUAGAUCUGACAAUUAAACGCAG
This is a messenger RNA of Ochotona curzoniae (black-lipped pika), 4163 nucleotides long. It is a transcript of the gene SPPL2B, whose product is annotated as signal peptide peptidase like 2B. Gene Ontology annotation, biological process: membrane protein proteolysis. The transcript has 14 exons. Gene Ontology annotation, molecular function: aspartic endopeptidase activity, intramembrane cleaving. The record is from RefSeq and is a predicted model, not a curated record. Lineage: Eukaryota; Metazoa; Chordata; Mammalia; Lagomorpha; Ochotonidae. Gene Ontology annotation, cellular component: Golgi-associated vesicle membrane; lumenal side of endoplasmic reticulum membrane; lysosomal membrane. The coding region runs from base 1380 to 3143 and encodes 587 amino acids.